Prunus dulcis (almond) is the source of this 1757-nucleotide messenger RNA. Its product is annotated as probable E3 ubiquitin-protein ligase RNF144A-A. Gene Ontology annotation, cellular component: ubiquitin ligase complex; cytoplasm. The transcript has 2 exons. The coding region runs from base 236 to 1216 and encodes 326 amino acids. The record is from RefSeq and is a predicted model, not a curated record. Lineage: Eukaryota; Viridiplantae; Streptophyta; Magnoliopsida; Rosales; Rosaceae. Gene Ontology annotation, biological process: ubiquitin-dependent protein catabolic process; protein polyubiquitination; positive regulation of proteasomal ubiquitin-dependent protein catabolic process. Gene Ontology annotation, molecular function: ubiquitin conjugating enzyme binding; zinc ion binding; ubiquitin protein ligase activity.
AAUCCAACCCAGAAUAUGUAACCAAUAAAAUAAUAACAUUGUGCUUGAUUAAUUGUCGUUGAUUAAAAAGAGAUCCCAGGACUGUAUAAUCGUCUGCGUCACCACCAUUGUAGAAUUUAAAGAGUUAACCAUAAUUAACAAGAGUAGCGUGCACAUUAAGGAAGAGGAAGACUACUCAAAUUGAAAUUGCAGAGAGAGAGUCCGAAAGCGUCUCAAUCUCAGCGACAAGUUUCCAAUGAGAACAAGGAAACCUAAGAUGGAGAGAACAGUGGCUCACUCUCAGUCUCAGCCUCAGUCCCAAAUUGAGAUCGUGAACAUUGAAGACGACGAUGCCUGUUGCUUCACAUCCAUUUCACUGAAGCGCUCAGCAGAGCACUUGGAAGAGGAAAGAGGCCUUCAAUCGAUCAAAGCAGGUAACUUUAUCGACCUUUCUGAUGAAACUCUAGACUUUUACGACGAUGACGAUGAGCUUAGAAUUCUUAGGUUUAAACCCUCAAACACCCCCUUCGGAAAACGAACAAAGCCCUUUACGGGUCCUUCUGUGACCGAAGCUGGGCAAUCUUCCAAUUCCAAUGAAAACCCAUCUUUUGUUUGUGAAAUCUGUGUUGAAACCAAGCCCGGAAACCAGUUGUUUGGGGUAGAAAAUUGCAGCCAUGGUUAUUGUACUGACUGUACGGUCAACUACGUGGCCUCAAAGCUUCAAGAGAACAUCACAAACAUUAGGUGCCCUGUUCCUGAUUGUAAAGGAUUGCUAGAGGCCGAGUAUUGUCGACCAAUUCUGCCCCCUGAGGUGUUUGAUAGGUGGGGAAGUGUGUUGUGUGAGAGUGUGAUUCUUGGGUCUGAGAAGUUUUAUUGUCCCUAUAAGGAUUGCUCUGCUAUGUUGAUUGAUGAUGGGAAAGAGGUUAUAAGGCAAUCACAGUGCCUCAAUUGUUGGAGAAUGUUCUGUGCCCAGUGCAAGGUUCCUUGGCACGAGGAGAUUGAGUGCGAAGAAUUUCAGAAGUUGAAUAAGGAUGAGAGGGAAAAGGAAGCUGUCAUGUUGAAGAACCUUGCGCAGCAGAAACAAUGGAGAAGAUGCCCCAAUUGUAAGUUCUAUGUGGAAAAAUCGGAGGGUUGCAUGUUCAUGAUGUGCAGGUGCAAAACAGCUUUCUGCUACAGAUGUGGUAAAAUUUUAAAAGCCAAUCAUGGCCACAAUUGUCCCAAUUGUAGGGGGCGUUGACAUGUUCUAUAACAUAGAUUAUGAUGAUACUUUAAAUAUUGCAAAUCAUCAAUCAGUACAUGUAUGAGAAAAUUCUACAGUCCCAAAAGAGGUGGGAUAACAAUAGCUGAUACCUCCGUGCUCAAUAAAGUUCCAGUUAGCUUUUCAUCGGAUUUGAGCUCGGUUUGAAUAUAUCUGCACUUCACUUUUAAGUUUAAGCAGUAGGAGAGUUUACUUCGGUACCGUCAAGUCUUGCAGAUGCUUCAGGUGUUUCAAUGCUUCCCAUCCUCUCCACAACUCAGCCUUUCCAAAAGGUGACCAUGGUUGCGGGGUAGCUACCUAAUCCAUGAGGGGCAAUAUAGGCCUUCCACUGAGUAUAGUUUAUGCUGCUUUUUACAAGUUUGUUUGAGGCUCUUUCGCCAAAUGAAAGUGAUGCUCCUUCUAAAGGGGGAAAAAAAGUCCUCCACCCAUUGAAUGAGCAAUGAUCAAGUUGGUAAAUCGUUCCAUGAAAAUGUACUAUAUUUACCCAACAAUCAGUCAAAAAGAAACCAUGUUUGAGCUU